Molecule: messenger RNA, 213 nt
Organism: Plasmopara halstedii
Lineage: Eukaryota; Oomycota; Peronosporomycetes; Peronosporales; Peronosporaceae
Exons: 2
Coding region: 1-213 (70 amino acids)
Source: RefSeq, a predicted model, not a curated record
AUGGUAGAUGUUGGCUGUUGCGAGGUUGAAAUUUUCAUUAUCUUACAAUAUACACAGAGCCACACAAUGGAUGUCCAGUACAUAGACUCACAAGAACCACAGCCGAUUCAGAUCGACGAUGAUUACUACUCGCUACCAACCCACACACCAAAGUCAGAAGUAGCUGAGUCAAGAAUUACCUUGGACGACUAUUUGCGCGCGAAGUAUCAAUAA